Messenger RNA from Dreissena polymorpha, 963 nucleotides. Its product is annotated as tRNA-dihydrouridine(20) synthase [NAD(P)+]-like. Gene Ontology annotation, biological process: tRNA dihydrouridine synthesis. Gene Ontology annotation, molecular function: flavin adenine dinucleotide binding; tRNA dihydrouridine synthase activity. Lineage: Eukaryota; Metazoa; Mollusca; Bivalvia; Myida; Dreissenidae. The record is from RefSeq and is a predicted model, not a curated record. Gene Ontology annotation, cellular component: cytoplasm. Bases 124 to 963 code for a protein of 279 amino acids. The transcript is spliced from 11 exons.
UUUUUGGCCUGCAGCAUCUCAUGGUUGCAAGAUCUGUUUUGUAAACUUAAACGAUUAAAUCAAAGCCGAAGUUGCGAUGUCUUCAUUUGUAAAGCAGCAAUACUGACGCAUGUAUGGAGUAAAAUGGACUACAGGAAUAAAGUAAUCUUGGCGCCAAUGGUUAGGAUUGGCACACUUCCAACCAGACUGUUGGCACUCAAGUAUGGAGCAGAUAUCGUUUAUACAGAGGAGAUCAUUGACAGAAAAAUACUGAACACUGAAAGGAUAGAAAACAAGGUUCUGGGUACCAUUGACUACGUUUCCUCUGACUCAACCCUGGUGUUCAGGACUAACUCUAGGGAGAAACCGCUGCUGGUCUUCCAAAUGGGAACAGCCAAUUCACAAACAGCUUUAAAAGCAGCAAAAAAGAUAGAGCAGGAUGUCUCAGCAAUAGACAUAAAUAUGGGUUGUCCAAAGGAAUUUUCAAUAAAGGGAGGCAUGGGGGCAGCCUUGUUAAAGAAGCCAGACACCAUCAAAGAAAUUCUCACAACAUUGGUCCAGAAUGUGGCAGUACCGGUGACCUGCAAAAUAAGACUGCUGCCGGAGAUUGAAGACAGCCUGCGCCUGGUGAAGAUGAUCGAGGAAACAGGUGUGGCGGCCAUUGCAAUCCACGGGCGACUGACGGAGGAGCGCCCACGCCAUCCCAACAGGAACGAGACGAUCAAGACACUAGCACAGCACCUCACUAUUCCUGUCAUAGCAAAUGGUGGUUCUCUGGAGAUUCUCUCUUACGAAGAUAUCGCCAAGUUCCGUGAGGCAACAGGAUCUUCAUCUGUGAUGGUUGCUAGGGCUGCCCAGUGGAAUACGUCUAUUUUUAGACCCAAGGGAAUCCUACCAGUGAAGGAGGUUGUAAAAGAAUACCUCAAGUUGGCAAUCAAUGUAGACAAUGACUUCCCCAACACCAAGUACUGCAUUCACAUUUGA